AUGGACAGCCAAAUUCCAGACGGGAUGGAGCCCAUUGCCAUCGUUGGCCUUGGCUGCCGGUUUCCUGGCGACGCGAUCACCCCUCAAGCCUACUGGGACAUGAUGACCCGUGGCAUCUGCAUUCGCGGUGCCCACUUCCUCAAGCAGGACGUGGCAGCGUUUGACAACUCAUUCUUUUCCAUACAGGCUGAAGAGGCCAAGGCCGUGGAUCCACAACAGCGUAUGCUCCUAGAGGUCACAGUGGAAGCGUUGGACAGUUCUGGAAUCGAUCGUGCUGCGCUUCGCAAAUCUGAGACCGGCGUUUGGAUAGGAUCGUUCGUCAAAGAUUACGAACAAAUUGCUCUACGAGAUCCUGACAACGCGCCUUUAUAUGGCGCAACUGGAAAUGGAAUCGCAAUCAUGUCAAACCGCAUUUCAUACUUCCUGGAUAUCAAUGGACCCAGUAUGACGAUCGACACAGGAUGCAGUGCUAGCCUCGUGUGUGUGCACAAUGCUUGCCAGAGUCUUCGCACUGGCGAAGUAGAUGUGGGUUUGGCUGGAGGUGCAGGGCUCAUUCUUACACCAAACACCAUGAUGCCAAUGACAGCAUUGAACUUUCUCAGUCCUGAUGGGAAGAGUUACACAUUUGAUGCGCGUGCCAACGGCUACGGCAGAGGUGAAGGCGUGGGAAUCGUUGUGCUGAAGCGACUUAGCGAUGCCAUACGUGACAAUGACAACAUCCGGGGUGUCAUUCGCGGCUCACGCGUCAACCAAGAUGGGCGCACCCCAGGCAAUGCAGAAGCCCAGAUAAGCAACAUCAAUUCGCUGUAUCAGCGUGCGGGGCUCGGCGUCGACAAGACUGCAUUCGUCGAAUGCCAUGGUACCGGAACACAAGCAGGCGAUUGGCGAGAGCUGAAAGCAGUUACUACUAGUUUGUGUCGGCAGCGAAGUGUCGACAAACCUAUAUACGUGGGGAGCGUCAAACCCAACAUUGGCCAUCUUGAAGGAUGUGCUGGUGUCGCAGGUCUCAUCAAGGGAGUUCUCUCCAUUGAGAAGGGUAUUAUCCCGAAACAGAUUAAUUUCGAGUCCGCGAACCCUGAUAUUGAUUUUGUCGCAUGUAAAGUCAAGGUCCCAAUCGAGAACACUCCAUGGCCAGUGCGCGGUCUCAGGCGCGCCAGCGUCAAUUGCUUCGGAUUUGGUGGGACAAAUGCCCAUGUUAUCCUUGAUGACACCGCUCAUUACCUCGCCGAAAGAGGUCUCUCUGCACAUCAUAACUCUGCUAUCUUGGAUGACAUAAGGGACCCGUCUAUCCCGUAUGGUCAAAUUCCAGAGGCCAUUAUGUCCAUAAAAGCCAGCGUGAAAGAGAUCACGCACUUGGCUAGAGGCUCUGAGGUGCCACAACGGGAUCACAACGCUCAAGUCUUCGUCUUCUCGGCCCACGAUCAACGCGCCCUCUCGUGUAUGCUACAGGACCUAGCAGACUACUUGGUCAAACGCACUGAUGAUGGCUCUAUUUCGAGUGUCUUCCUAGAGGAUCUGGCCUACACACUAGGUUGCCGCAGGACGAAGAUGCAAUGGAGAACAUCAAUAGCUGCAAGCUCUGUCAAGGAGCUCAUCUCCAAGUUGAAAGGAGCAGACCAGUCGCAAUACGUUCGACCAUCGGGCGAGAAGUCAGCAAACAUAGCUUUUGUUUUCGGUGGCCAAGGUGCGCAGUGGCAUGCCAUGGGUCGCGAGUUGCUGGGGUGCGAUAUUUACAGAGAGUCCAUCGUGGCAGCGUCAAAAUACAUGAGCGAAAAACUCGGUAGUAACUUCAGUCUGGUUGCUGAGUUGCUGAAGGAUGAGAAGGACUCACAGAUCGACCGCCACGAGAUCUCACAGCCAGCAACAACGGCGAUACAGGUUGCUCUGGUGGAUUUCCUUGUUCACCACUGCGGCGUCAUUCCCAGCUCCGUCGUUGGGCAUUCUUCUGGCGAAAUCGCAGCCGCAUACGCCAAAGGUGCGAUUACUAGAGAAGCCGCCUGGGCGCUAGCAUAUCAGCGAGGAUCACGAGCAAAACCUAUUCCGUCAGAAGGCUAUGGUGCAACAACCGAAGGACGGAUGCUUGCUGUCGGCUUACCCCAAAGUGAAGUGAGCCAGUAUCUGGCGAUCGUUGGUGAGCGCAGAGUUGUGGUUGCUUGCAUCAACAGCCCACAAUCCGUCACACUUUCCGGAGAUGCCAAUGCGAUUUUUGAGGUUCAAAAGCUUCUAGAAGCCGAUGGAGUCUUCAAUCGAAUUCUCAAAGUUGAUAUUGCGUACCAUUCUCACCACAUGUUUCGUGGUGCUGCCCACUAUCAUAAUGCAAUUUCUCACUUCAUGCCCCGACAACCAACGCGCAAACCCAAGGGGCAUCCUCACAAACUCGGCAAGCUCUUGGUAAGGACAGACAUUGGACCCAGUACAGAGCAAUCAGGCGACACGAGCCAGAAAGUCCACCACGAAGACUACUGCGUUAUGUACUCCUCUGUUACGGGACAGCCAGUUGACUGGGAGCAUCUCACUCCUGAGUACUGGAUGAUCAAUAUGGUGUCCCCUGUCUACUUUUCUGACGCAGUCCUUCAAAUGAUGUCUCGAGAAGACGGAAAGAAACCAGAUGUUAUCCUUGAAUUGGGUCCUCACGCGUCUCUACAGAGCCCGAUCAAACAGAUUCUGGAUGCUCAUACCCGAGGUCGGUCGCAGCCUCCGUACUUCUCUAUGUUCCGAAGGAAAGAUGAUGCAGCUAUAUCCGCAUUGCAGACUAUUGGACACCUGUGGAGUUAUGGUUGUGAAAUAUCCAUGCUUUGGGCAGUCAUGCGCAACGUUCAGCUUCGUCGGCCUAAACUAUUGGUUGAUCUUCCCAAGUACCCUUGGAACCAUGGCAAUUUGCAUUGGCACGAGUCGCAUUUAUCCCGAGCAAAUCGUCUGCAGGUCCAUGGGAGGUAUGAUCUCGUCGGACGUCCCAGGGAGGACUCGACGCCCUUUCAGCCGCGUUGGCGAGGCUUCUUGCGUAUCCAUGAAAAUCCUUGGAUAGAACACCACCAGGUCCAGAAGGCAAUCAUCUAUCCAGCUGCAGGAAUGGUCGCCAUGGUCAUAGAAGGAGCAAAACAAAUAGCCUCAGAGCCUUCUUCAGGGAUCGAAAUAUCUCGAUUCAAGAUCGAGAAGGCAAUGCUCGUUCCGGCAACUGAGCAUGGCUUGGAGUACACUCUCAGCAUGAGCAAACAGGACGCUUUUCAAAGACCAAGAGCAAGAACUCCAAGCUGCUCCGGUGAUAUAUCCAAAAGUCCCGCAAUUUACCAGUUCUUUAUCCACUCCAAACCACUUGACGGUCCUUGGCAGCAACAUGGCCAAGGGUUUGUCAUUAUCCACUCUAGGCUUGUAAGUUCUGAAGCGGUAAUGGAUGAACAAGUCAAGAAGCAAAGAACUGUUACAUCGCAGCGAUACCACAAAACAUAUCUGGAAGCAGCAAGCAUGUGCGAUGAUUUGAUCCUGCCACAGCAGCUAUAUGAGAACCUCGAUGUUGUCGGAAUGAAUUAUGGGCCAUUGUUCCAAAACAUCACUUCGCUCAGCAAGCGAGACAAUAUCUGCAGUUAUGCGAUUCGUAUUCCAGAUACCCAAUCCAUCAUGCCAGCUCGAUUCGAAUACCCUCAUACUGUUCAUCCGGCCACGUUGGACAGCGUUUUCCAAACCGCUUUCGCUUUUGGUGGCGAUUAUUCCAUGGUUCCAUCAUACAUCGGCAGCCUGUAUGUCUCUCUAGACCCUCAGCUGCCAAUUGGUGCCGGUAAGGAGCUAGUUGGAUACGCCAGAGCUGAUCGUCGAGGGUCCCGCGAGGCGAAUGUGACAUUUGUUAUGGGGGAUCAGUCGUGGAAGAGUGCGAACCGGGAUUCUAUGCAGGAUCCGAUCGUUAUAGUCAAGGACAUGACCUUCACUGCUUUAACAUCGAGCCCAGAAAACAAGGGCGACUUCUUACCCAAUCACCACAAUCUUUGCUCAGAGUUUGUCUGGGAAGAUAUUUCUUCACCUUCUAGAGACAAACUUGAGAGCGGAAACAAAGUCCAUCUUCCAGGCGGUACUUUACUCCUCAUGCCCCCGAUUACGAGCCCAUCACUUGCGCAGCUCUGCAGACAGAUCUCCGAGAGAAUAGACUGCACAUCCCAUACGCUGGAAAGCAUGAAAUAUGUCCAAGAGCUUCCGGCUUACUGUAUUUCGCUGCUCGAAAUACUUCAAGACUAUCAGUUUAUCUGGAACUUGUCGAUGGAAGAUUUCUCCACCUUUCGCAGGUUGGUAAACACAACUCGAGGUGUGUUCUGGAUCACUCGGGGCGCACAAGUUGAGUCAACGAACACAAGGGCUAGCCUUUUUCAAGCCCUUGCACGAACAAUUCGUUCCGAGAGCCCCAAAAAGAAUAUUGUCACUAUUGACAUUGAUGCUGAUAUGGAUAUCGCUACCGCGGAAACUUGCGAGUCGAUCGUUUCUCUAUUCCUAACCUCCUCAGAUAGCAAACGGACUAGUGGCAAAGAAACAGAAUACGCACUCAGAGGACACAGACUCCUGGUGUCCCGCCUCGUCCCUAUGGUUUCAUUAAACAGACUGGUCGAACGCGGCAAUACCCCUUCCGCACCUGUGGUUCAGCGUAUGGCACAGAGCGGUGAACGAUCACUCAGAUUGAAAGGUAGAGAUUUGGGAAAACUAGAAAGCCUCUAUUGGGAUGAUGGCUUUGACUUUGAAGUUCCAAUUGCUCCGGAUUCCAUCAAGAUCAAAGUGCUAUCGACUGGCUUGAGUGCUCUUGAUACAGAUAUCAUCCUGGGCCAAGGCUAUGGCCACUCACUGGGCACUGAUGCAUAUGGCAUCAUCGAAGAGAUUGGUCGUGAUGUCCAAGGAUUUGACAUUGGGCAUCGCGUGAUCGCCAUUUCUCGUGGCACUCUUCGGCAACGCAUCGUGUGCCCAAAGACCUUGGUCCAGAAGUUACCCGACGAAGUCACUGGUCCAUCUGUUGUGCUCCUGCCAACGAGCCUUGCCAUCGCAGAUUACGCAUUGCAUACUCUUGUGUCUCUACAACAUCAGCACACGGUCUUGAUCCACUCAGGCGCCGGACCUGUUGGACAAGCUGCAGUCAGAAUGGCCAAGCAAAUCGGUGCCAAGGUUCUUGCAACAGUAACGAAUGAUCAGCAGCGGCAUAUCCUCAGGCAUUGCCACCAGCUUCCAGACGAGUGGAUUCUUGAUGGAAACAGCCUUUUUCUAAUUGAGUCUAUCAAUCAAUUGACGAAUAAUCAAGGUGUCGAUGUCAUCUUCGAUUUGACAACGGAGCACUAUGAGUCGAAUCGGCAGUGUAUUGCCAGUCUGGGCCACAUCAUCACACUCGCCAAUCAAGAAACAAGGAGUCUUCAGGCAGUUGAUUCCAAUGGCAAAGUGUUUUCCUACAGCGUCCUUGACCUCCCAUACCUGGCCAAGAAGGAACCGUGGCGCCUUGAUGAAUCAGUACGGUCUCGCUGUUCGACUGACAUCCGGAAAUGGACAACCCCGUGCUGUUGUUUUCUCGAUAAAUACGACUAUUCGCAGCUACCAGAGGCGUUUGAGUCUAUGGCGCAAGAUAGCCAGUGCGACAUGGCCUAUUGUGUACCGUCGAAGGCCAAGCAAGUUCCUAUCGUACCGCGCCGUGUCCAUCCGGUAGCCCACCACCUACGAGAUGAUGGCACGUAUGUCUUGGCUGGGCAAGGAGGCCUUGGGAUGCAGAUCGCCAGGCUGCUUGAACGCAACGGAACAAAGAAUGUUGCUCUAAUUUCUCGCUCGGGUGCUUCCAGUAAGGAAUCACAAGCCACACUUUCUUUCCUCCAGAACAGAGGGGUGAACGUCAAGGUUGUGAAGGUCGACAUCUGCGAUAAGGAGGCACUGCGUUCUGUCGUGGAUGAUAUCAAGCGUACUAUGCCGCGCAUUCGUGGAUUGUUCCAGUGUGCUGCUACAAUCCGCGAUGCGGUUUUCGACAACAUGACGUACGAAGACUGGCAAGCCGCAGUCCGGCCCAAAACCACUGGCUCCUUGAAUCUGUACGACUUGUUUCCACAAGACAUGGACUUCUUCAUAUUCCUUUCCAGUUCUGCCGGAGUCAUCGGCACUCGUGGCCAGGCCAAUUACGCUGCGGGAAACGCCUUUCAAGACGCGUUGGCUCGGCACAUCAGCUCCCGGGGGAUCAUGCGAUCCGUCUCUAUUGACUUGGGCCCUGUACUCGGCGCUGGUAUGCUAGCAGAAGACCCAACUAUGUUGGAGAAGCUCAAAACAAGCGGCUUCAUGCCAAUUCGGCUUCAAGAUUUUGAUUGCAUUAUUGAACGCGCCAUCACUGGUUUCGUGGACGGCGACGACCGCAUUCCGGCUCAAAUUGUUGUAGGAGUCGGCACGGGUGGACUUAUCAGACAAAACAAACCAGCAGACCCGUAUUGGGCCCGUACGGCUCUUUUCACACACCUCAACAAGGUAGAUCUGCCGCCUGACACCGCUGAGUCCUCAACCAACAUAGAAGGAUCAGAGCAGAGCGUCAAAGCUCUGCUCUCACAAGCAGCAGAUGAAGAAGGGGCACAGGCAAUUGUCACCGCCGGAUUGUCUCAAGUCCUUGCUAGAAGCAUGAACAUGAAAGCUGUCGAUAUAGACGAUGCAAAGUCCCCCAACGCUUACGGAGUAGACUCCUUGGUCGCUAUCGGUGUGAGAAACUGGGUGUACAGAGAGUGCGAUGUGGAUGUGUCGGUUUUUGAGAUCCUGAGCGAUACAAGCAUCGCAGAGCUCAGCGCUACGAUUGUGGACAGAAGCGCCCUACAUGACGCACGUUGA
Neoarthrinium moseri is the source of this 6810-nucleotide messenger RNA. RefSeq lists its product as uncharacterized. Lineage: Eukaryota; Fungi; Ascomycota; Sordariomycetes; Amphisphaeriales; Apiosporaceae. Gene Ontology annotation, biological process: fatty acid biosynthetic process; secondary metabolite biosynthetic process. The record is from RefSeq and is a predicted model, not a curated record. The coding region runs from base 1 to 6810 and encodes 2269 amino acids. Gene Ontology annotation, molecular function: oxidoreductase activity; phosphopantetheine binding; fatty acid synthase activity. The transcript has 10 exons.